CGGGUCGCCUUCUCGCCGGCUCCGCGCUCGUCGCCCCUUCCCCGCUUAAGGUGGCCCCCGCGGGAUGCGCGGCGCGCAGGAGCCGGCUGCGGGCGGCCCUGGACGCUCCCCCCACCCCCCGCCACGGGGGUGGCCUUAAAUCGGCUCCGCGCCGCGCGUAACCGCAUCGCCGCUGCCGCCGUCUGAAGGCGGUCGCCGAGCAGCUACCGGCAGCACCGACGGGCCGGUCCCCGUCCCGGUCCCACCGCCCAGGGAGGACACCCCUCCGCCCGGCGGCGGGCGAUGCUUCCCCGGCAGCCUCCGGCAUCUCCGCCCUGACCGGCGCAUCUCGCCAGGUAGAGAGAUGCCUGGGCAUUGGAAGCUCUCUGCAGCAUGCUGAGGAGACGUAACCUUCUUACCACGCUCCUGAUCGCCUUGCCAUGGGCUCUUCUCCUAACCUUGUGGCACCAGUAUCCAACCACCCGCUACCUCAGCCUGCUGAGAAAAGAGACAGAUGAGAACGUGACCUCUAAAGCUCUUCUCAAUGGUACAUCUGCACUGAGAGAAGAAGGCCUCCCAUCAUGCAUUCGGCAGCAGCAAAGCAUAGGAGCAACGCCUAAAGUCAUCCAGAAUUAUGUGUACUCCAGGCCUCCCCCAUGGUCAGACACCCUGCCGACCAUCUUCGUUAUCACCCCUACCUACACUCGGCCAGUGCAAAAAGCUGAGCUGACCCGUCUGGCCAACACCUUCCUACACGUACAGAACCUGCACUGGGUGGUAGUGGAGGACUCACCCAGGAGGACCAACCUGGUAUCCAACCUGCUGGAGAAGGCAGGGCUCAACUUCACCCAUCUCAAUGUGGAGACGCCCAAGAGUUUGAAGCUGGGACUGUCCUGGAUCCCAUCCCACACCCCAAGGGGGACACUGCAGAGGAACCUGGGGCUGCACUGGCUGAGGGACAGCUUCAGCAACACAGCACCACCAGAAGGGGUAGUGUAUUUUGCCGAUGAUGAUAACACCUACAGCCUGGAGCUCUUUGAAGAGAUGCGCUACACCAGGAGAGUGUCGGUCUGGCCGGUGGCUUUCGUUGGGGGGCUGCGAUAUGAAUCCCCAAAAGUGAGCCCAGCAGGGAAGGUGGUGGGCUGGAAAACCGUCUUUGACCCUAACCGGCCCUUUGCUAUUGACAUGGCUGGAUUUGCUAUCAGCAUCAAGCUGAUUUUGGAGAAGCCUCAGGCCAGUUUCAAGCUGGAGGGAGUGAAAGGAGGCUACCAGGAAACCAGUCUGCUGAAGGAUCUAGUGACUAUGGACGGGCUGGAGCCCAAAGCAGCCAACUGCACAAAGGUGUUGGUCUGGCACACAAGAACUGAGAGGCCCACUCUGGUUAACGAAGGCAAGCGUGGAUUUACAGACCCCAGAGUAGAGGUGUAAGCAGAGAGCCAGCUCCAGGGUAGGCAGCGGGCAGUGAUUGUUCCCAAAGCCUGACAGCAACCACCGCUGCUGCGUGCCCUGCCUGUCCUGCCCACCCCUCUGCCCUGCUGCUGGAGGAUGAUGAACACCCCCAAAAUUCGCCACAGCGAUCAGCCCCCGCUGCCCGAAAAGCAGCAAUGAGCAGGGACAGAGCUGGUGUGGUGCCCUGCCAUCCUACAGCUCCUGCACCUCUGACUUCAUGCACUGGCUCCCCUUCCCCGGCGGGCUCUGUGGUUUUAACCCGUUGUUAAGAUUUAUUAGAUGCGAUCUCCAUUCUCAGCUGUGCCAGCGGAGAGGCUGAAGUACAGGAUGAGUGCGGGUGCCCAUGAAGGUCUGUCCUGGCGUAUCGUGGGACCUGAGCUUCAGCAUAGAAGCUGUGGGCUGCAGUGGUUCAAGGACAGGAGCUGUCAAAAAAGCACAAACAUGGACCUGUUGCCCCGAGGCUGGUAUGCUCUCAAAACAGCUUUAAAACAAAGCUAGCCUGAGAGAGGCUCUCCCUCUGAAGGACGCACUCAGGCACCUACAUGGAUCAGCCUUCACUGUUGGGGAGGGAGCUGUGCUGAAGCACCUCAUUUUGGGUUUGGGUGUUCAGAUGGGAUCUGAUGUCUACGCCUUGGCUGAGAAUUUGAACUGCCUUCACUCAAGGUUGUUUUGGGAAAUGCUGUCCCAGAUCCCCAGGCCCAGAGCCCUCUGGAUAAAGUUCCUCUCCUGCUCAGGGAGACCUGGCGGGUACUGUACCUCAAAGGCCAUGCCUCCAUGUCUUGCUGCAGAGACCAGAAAGCAGGGGCAAAGAUGGGUGAACUUCAAAGAGUUGUUCCCAGCCUGAACCCAUGCUGCAGCACCAUCAGGUGCUUCAGUAGCCUCAAAUCAUGUUCACAGACUUGUUUUCUAGACCUCCAGAAAGGAAGACACCUUUCUGGGGUGGAGGUGGGUGAGAAGUGCUCAGAGAAGAGCAACCAUCAGCCUGUGCUUAUCUCCUGUGAGAAUGUAGCGGAAUGAGGAGAGACAUCAUCAGGAAACAUAUCUUGAGCACGUACACGAAAACUGGAAUAGCAAAUGUGACAAAGUUUUCCAGCUGAACUUUGAAAGGCAUGUGUGGCCUCGUGAAGAGAGAGAGAAGGGAGUGCCAUGUGGAAGGGUUUCCCUUUCCCUCAAUAAAACAGGAAGACAGCCAGGUGGAAGGCAGCCCACAAAGGAGGAGGUGAAAAAUGAGGACUGAAGGAAGGAUGCACUGGAUUAAAAGCACAAGUGUUGGUACCAUGUGUGUGCGUGGGGAGUGGUGUCGCUGUGACUUUUCCAGGAAGAUUCCUUGAAUGACCCAGAAACCCCUCUGAGCACAUCUCGAAAACCAUCUUCACUCAGGCCAUGAGAAACAAGGCUUUAGGCGUUCAAAACACAUCGAGGACGUCACAGCUGGGGAAAAGUUAUGAGAAAUUGAAUCAUCCCCGCCCAAGACAUUCUGGGCUGGCAGGAGACUUACUUAUUUGUUGAUUUAUUUAUACUAGAAUUGUUCUCUGCCUACUCCUUGUUUAGUUUUGUUUUUUAGCUUAGAUAAUCUGACAUGUUCAUGAAGAAAGAAUAUUUCCCCCCUCGCCCUAGACUCUCGCAGAAGAACAGUAGAGCUUGGCAUUCACUGAUGAAUGUCGUAUCUUCUGCGCUCCCUGGGGUUUCUUUACAAUGGUGUCUUAAACUGGCAAAGUAAUCAGAAACACAGCAAGGAGCGGAGUUCAGCAAAGGGAAUUGCAGUUUCUUUAUGCAAGAGACGUGGGUGGCACUAAGUUCCUGGCUCCCUUGCAAUCAUAGCAAGGUAAAAACAUGUGGAAAGGAGUGCUUCACUCAGCAGAUAGUCCCCAUGGGAUCUCAGGAAGCCUCCAUGAAGGGGGCUUUUCAAAGGAUAUCUGAGAGAGGGAGUCGGUCCACAUUCCCUCACAUGGGGAACAAGCAGCUGCUCAUCCUGUGAUGGGAGAGAGCUAAAGUACAGGAGGGGACAAAGGGAGUGAGAUGCCUCCUAUCAGAGAGGAAGGCAAGAGAAAUCAAAGAAUGGGCAGCAAAAAGAGAAAGGGAGGCCAGGUUUAGUGAGGCCAGGAUCUUUCUGGAUGAUCCAGAAACUCCCAGCACUCCAAGGCCACCCUGCCAGCCACCUCAGCAUGAAGAAUGUGAAAAUAGUGUCUUUUCUGGGCUCUAGAAAGGUCCUUACAGAGCAAGGUUCUGGCUUACUGGCUCUGGAUAGCAUGAAGGAAGCCCGGCGUCUACAAAAUACUUUUCAUUCUCCAUUUGUCAGAGCUUUGUGUCCUGUCCUCUGCAGGAGGUAACAGGCCUUGCACUCCAGUGGGCUUUGCUGACCCAUCCCUGCCGCUAGGCAGGUGGGUUCAAUGUUAAGUCCCCUUUUUUGCGGUUUUGAUGAAUGAGCAAGAGCAAGGGAAUGAAGGAGUUGAUUUACGAUCCUCCAUUUUCUCCUCUGAGAUGGGCAGGGUCUCUGCCCGUAUGAACAGGAGGGGGAUAUGGUGAUUAAUUCCCUGGCCUUUAAUCUCACACAGCUCCUACAUGAGGUUUUGGCACUGAAGAUGGGUGUUUGUAGCAAAGGUCCAUCCCCGUUGCAAAGGAUACCCCCACGCACAUGUUUUUAGAGAGCUGCUCUCUCUGCAUCCCUGUAAGAAAGCAAAAUUAUUGUUCCCCGUUUUCCCAGUGGGAUCUGGAUUCCAGUGAUAUGCGCUACACUGUCAGAUCAGUGCCAGUUGGAGCCUGCUCUCCUGACCAGCCCGCUCCAUCUCCAUUCUUGCUCCAGCUUGGCCCCUGUAGAGGAGAGUUUCUGUGAAUUCAGAAAUCAAGAAUCAGUCACUAAAUUGUGCAGGACCAAGACCUUGCAUGGACAGCAUGGAUGUACACAGCUGAUAUUCCCGGGCUAGCAGACAUUUGGACCUGCUCACUACACUCUCUUCCCUGUAGAGCAGCCUAAGGACAGCAAGGACUUCUGCUGGCCAAGGUGUAUCAGCUAAGGGUGGGUGAGUAAUGGACACCACAAGUUAAGACAGCUGGUUGUUAGCAGAGCUGGGUGGGAGAGCCCAGGAGUGGAGCAGUGGUCAGAGUUACAGGCUUCAGGGAAAGUGAAGGCAGUGAAUGCAAUAAGGAGGGAGGCUGCAGAUCGAGCCUGAAGUGUUUCAAGAAUUAGAGAAGGCAUCCCAGCGCCUGGUUUUUACUAGCAUAUUAGUAUCUGAUAUUCAUGUUCUCUGAGAUUCAUCCAAUUCACCAACCAAUGAAUAUUACUAACAUUUCCUGUUGCAGAAAAUACUAUUGACAAAGGAAAAAGAAUGUCAAGAAAGUAAUUUUUAAUGGUUAUUUAUUUAUAUUGAAUGGUACUAGAGCGUUAUUAAAUAUUAUGUGAAUAGUACAAUA
This is a messenger RNA of Calidris pugnax (ruff), 4839 nucleotides long. RefSeq names its product galactosylgalactosylxylosylprotein 3-beta-glucuronosyltransferase 1-like. The transcript has 6 exons. Gene Ontology annotation, biological process: chondroitin sulfate proteoglycan biosynthetic process; carbohydrate metabolic process. Bases 373 to 1407 code for a protein of 344 amino acids. Gene Ontology annotation, cellular component: Golgi membrane. The record is from RefSeq and is a predicted model, not a curated record. Lineage: Eukaryota; Metazoa; Chordata; Aves; Charadriiformes; Scolopacidae. Gene Ontology annotation, molecular function: galactosylgalactosylxylosylprotein 3-beta-glucuronosyltransferase activity.